Helobdella robusta is the source of this 723-nucleotide messenger RNA. RefSeq lists its product as hypothetical. Lineage: Eukaryota; Metazoa; Annelida; Clitellata; Rhynchobdellida; Glossiphoniidae. The transcript is spliced from 3 exons. The coding region runs from base 1 to 723 and encodes 240 amino acids. The record is from RefSeq and is a predicted model, not a curated record.
AUGGAAACUGCCAUUCGAAAAUCAGCUCUUGCUCAUACAUCAACUAUUUUUAAAGAAUCAAAUUUGGUGAGAUUUGAAAAAGCCAAGAAUUCAAAAAAUUAUGCAAAGAUUGUUGACAGUCUUGACCAAAUGAGCAAAAUGCCAACAGAACAGCAUAUCCUGGACAGAUUUAAGUGCUUAGCUGCAAAUGUGAAAAGUAGACAGGAGAGAGUUGUGAUAGUGAUCAAAGAAGUAAAAAUCUUAUGGAAAAAACUGAAUCUUCCAAUUCAAAAAAGCAAAUCUACAGUGGAAAGAAAAAUUGAGAAUGUACUAAACAAGUAUGAAAAAAACAGCAGAAAACCAGGAACGCAAGACUUUACCAACUUGUUCAACAUGUCAACAAAUGGUAGAGCUGGCUACUGCACCACAAUUGAAGAUACACAAGGAGUUCAUCCUAGAAAACUAAAGUUGAUUAAGCAAAAAGUCAGUCAAGAUACUAAGGAUGAUUUAAACAGUGAAGAUGAAGAACAGCAAAGAGUCAGUCAAGAUACUAAGGAUGAUUUAAGCAGUAAAGAUGAAGAACAUUUUAACACUGAAGAAGAAAAACAAGAUUUUGACAGUGGUUCUCAAGAUUCAGAUGCUCCGAAGGAAGAAGAAAUUGUUUGGAGAGAUGAUAUGGCUUUCCUUCAUCACUUGAUCACUUGUUACAGACAGUUUAAGGAAACAGGAUGCUUCCUAAAGUAA